AUGGACAAAGUAGGAAUCGGUGGCCUCGGCAACGUCCUCGGUGACACCCUCAAGGGCACAACUGGGACUCUGGGUGACGCGACAAAGGGCGUCGGCAACGUGGCCAAAGAUACCACUGGUGGCGUCGGAGAUACUGCACGCUCUGCUACCGGGGCGAAGCAGGAUGCUCAGAACCCGUUGGGGUUGAGCGAGUAG
Messenger RNA from Letharia lupina, 195 nucleotides. RefSeq lists its product as uncharacterized. NCBI's taxonomy places the organism in Eukaryota, Fungi, Ascomycota, Lecanoromycetes, Lecanorales, Parmeliaceae. Bases 1 to 195 code for a protein of 64 amino acids. The transcript has 2 exons. The record is from RefSeq and is a predicted model, not a curated record.